Molecule: messenger RNA, 541 nt
Organism: Acyrthosiphon pisum (pea aphid)
Lineage: Eukaryota; Metazoa; Arthropoda; Insecta; Hemiptera; Aphididae
Product: MD-2-related lipid-recognition protein-like
Exons: 3
Coding region: 1-462 (153 amino acids)
Source: RefSeq, a predicted model, not a curated record
AUGGCAAUUUUCGUGUUAACUGUUGUAGGAUUGAUACUUGCUGCAAGUGCAGUGGACGCCGAAAAGGUCUACAACUUUCACAUGUGCCCUAACACUCAAUGUAGUGUACGUGAUCUGUAUAUUGAUCCAUGUCCCGAAGCUGCAUACAACCUACCAUGUGAAUGGUCAGAAAACGCAAGCACGUCUAUUGCGUUCACAUAUAACCCUGAAUUUCGUGCGAACUUACCAAAGACGCAGUUAUACGCUGAAACAUUUUUAAUGGACUUGCCGUUUCUGAACGUAAACACGGAUGCGUGCUUAUAUACAAAUUGCCCGGUGGUGAAGAACACCGAUCAGCAUUGGCUGUUCAAUUUAUUCGUACCAUACAACUAUGGUAGAAUGAAUUACAGAGUCAAGUUUAUGAUGUGGGACAACAUUUACCACCAACAGUGCUGUUUUAAAUUCGACAUAAAUAUUGUAUAACGGAAAUGGAAUACUCGCAACUACCUACCUUAAUAUAUACGAUUAUUGGCACCCAUACUAACAUAAUAUAAUAAAAUAU